Molecule: messenger RNA, 759 nt
Organism: Ostreobium quekettii
Lineage: Eukaryota; Viridiplantae; Chlorophyta; Ulvophyceae; Bryopsidales; Ostreobiaceae
Source: the annotation of a GenBank genome assembly
AUGCCGACGCCGGGCGAGCGAUUCCAGGCCUGGUUCUGCGCCAACCCGCUGCAGAACCUGCCCAUCGUGCUGCUGUUCGGCGCGGGGGUGCUGUGCAUCGUAGGCGCUGCGUUUGGGUGGCAUGUGCUAGUGGCACUCCUGGGGUUCGCGGCCAUGGCGUUCGGCGGCUAUCAGAUCUGGACGCUGCGCAACCUGAAGGCGGAGGUGGACAGGUUUUCGGCGGAGAACGCCAGGCUGGAGGAGACGGAGGAGAACCUGAAGAAUCAAGUGACCUUUCUCGAGACCAAGAAGGAGCAACUUGGGCAGCAGGCGGACAAGUUGGAGAGCACUGUGGAUGAGCUCAAGGAAGCUGGGGACAACCUGGCGAGCGAACUGGAGGGCUUUGAGAAACUCAAAGAAAACUGGGAGAAAUGGGCUGGUGAGACAGGAAAGGACAUCUCCAAGGUGUUGGAGAAUGCCAACAAGAUCUACGAGAAGAUGCAGGCCAACACUGUGAACAACGAGAAGGCACUCUUGAGCAAGAUUGCCCAGGAUAUGGAGUUCGUGGACAAGGAUGUUGGCCUGUCAGAGGAGGAGUUCAACAAAUGGCUGGCCCGGAUCCCCAAGAAGCAGAGGGACCGGUACCUGGCCUCGGGACGCACUUUCCAGAGCAUCGCUGGAGCGGAUGGAAAGAUCGACUUCAUGGAGAUCGAUGACCUCAUCACCAAGCUCAUGGAAGAGAACACCCAGAAAUUGAGACAGAUCAAAGUCCAGAAAUGA